UCUUGUUUGAAGUUUUAUCCUUAUUUGGUAGUCUUCUUUAACCCCUUUAUAGUUCAAAAUUGAGUCUUUAUUGUUAGAAGAGUUAUUGGUUCAUUCUUUUCAUUUAUUGUUUGAUUGGUUAGAAAUUUGUAAAUAAGUUACUAGCUUGUUUGACCUUUCACCCCUUUUAUCUGUAAGGCUUGAAUUGAACUGUAUUCUUGCCUGGAAAAAAAAUUGGAGACUUUUUUCAUGAUAUCUACUGAUUUAAUUUUAAGUUUGUAUGCUAAGUGCAUGAUUUUUGGACAGGAAAUUUGAGAAAAUAGAGCUGUUUUAAAUUGCUUUUGGGUGUCUUGGUGUUGAAUUAAACUCCUUUUGAUAUUUUCUUAGACUUUGAUGCUAUUCUUUGAUUUGCUGAGUUCUAAGUUGGGCGGACUCUUCACUUUCGAUGCCGCACCCAUGUCGGAUUCUCCAAAAAUACACUACUUUGGAGAAUCCCACGUGCACCCGUUGACAUUUUUAAAGAGUUCGAGCAGCAUAGGCUGAGUUUGAAUCCAAGGGAAGGUCAACUCUUUUUGAUUGGCUUUAGCUGCUGAAUUUGCUUUUUGAUGGCUUCAAAACAUGAAUCUAAAUAUUGAUCACCUUGGUUUAUUGAACUUGUUUCGCUUUCUUUCUUUCCACUCCUUUCUUGUAUGGUCAAGGAACAAACAUACACCAAAAAAAGGGCAGGGAGUUGUUGAAAUGGCCUGUUAUUGGAAGUUGUCCAAAGGCUAUGAAUUCUUCAACAUAUACUCAAUUUGUUGCCUCUAAAAGGAUGGGUAUAUGUGAUCCAAUCCAUCAGAUUGGCAUGUGGGGAGAUUUCAAAGGUAGCAGUUUCCCAGAUACCUUGAUUCUUGAAGUCGAGAAUUGCCUAGAAAACGAGAUGCCUAUUAUGGAGAAAAGACUAGACACUGAGAUAGAGGAACCAUCACAAGUGACCGUUGGAACGUCUAACAGAUAUGAACCUGAAACAAGUAAACGUAACGAUAAGGUGCAUAGACGCCUUGCACAAAACCGUGAGGCUGCUCGUAAAAGUCGUUUACGAAAGAAGGCUUACGUCCAGCAGUUGGAAAAUAGUAAACUGAAGCUGCUUCAGUUGGAACAAGAACUAGAACGUAAUAGACAAAAGGGUCUGUAUGUAGGUGAUGGUUUAGAUGCUAGUCAGAUAGGUUGCUCUGGAACCGCAAAUUCAGGAAUAGCUUCUUUUGAAAUGGAGUACGGCCAUUGGGUGGAAGAGCAAGAUAGACAAACGGAUGAUUUAAGGAAUGCUCUGAACUCCCAAAUUGGUGAAAUUGAAUUGCGCAUUCUUGUCGAGGGUUGCUUGAAUCACUAUUUUGAUCUCUUUCGCUUGAAAGCUACAGCCGCAAAUGCCGAUGUUCUCUACCUUAUGUCUGGCACAUGGAAAACAUCAGCUGAACGCUUCUUCUUGUGGAUUGCAGGGUUUCGCCCCUCCGAACUUCUAAAGGUUCUCACGCCACAUGUGGAACCACUGACAGAACAACAAGUCCAGGAGGUUUGCAACCUCACCCAGUCUUGUCAGCAGGCAGAAGAUGCAUUGUCCCAAGGAAUGGUAAAACUCCAUCAGAUUCUUGCUGAGGCUGUUGCAGCUGGUACACUAGGUGAAGGAAUUAUUCUUCCACAGAUGGCCGCUACCAUUGAGAAGUUGGAAGCUCUAGUUAGAUUUGUAAAUCAGGCAGAUCAUCUUCGCCAGGAAACCCUUCUACAGAUGUCCUGUAUACUGAGUUCACACCAAUCAGCUCAGGGUCUCCUUGCCUUGGGAGAGUACUUUAAACGUCUUCGUGCUCUAAGUUCACUUUGGGCUGGUCGUCUUUCUGAACCUUCUUAAAGAAAUAAGAAAGAACCGUUAUAUAUGCUACCUGGGGUUUUCAACUUUGCCAUGUGGGCUAAAAUCUGCCUCUUGUUGCCAGUAAAGCUAUGAAUAUGGAUAUGGAACAUAAUAUCAGCUGGCGCCCAUUAAGAUACUGCUUUGUCCCUGAUUGAAAUCUGUAUAUAAGUUCUACUAUGCUGUAAUUUUGAACUUUAUAAUUGCAUUUCUUUUCUUUUUUCACAUUGGUUUUGAAGAUUGUAAAUCAAUAUGGUAGAGGUUAUUGCCAGAGUCUCCUGAUGAAAGUUACUCCCAAGUUGUGCCUCUCUGUAUUUAAUUGCCAAGCAAUUUUGAAUGCUUUGCAGAUGAACUGCUAUAAAUGAAAGAAAGCAAUGAUGGCAUGAGCCAACAAUUUUGUUGUGGCUACAUUAUGAAUUA
Messenger RNA from Solanum dulcamara, 2278 nucleotides. Its product is annotated as TGACG-sequence-specific DNA-binding protein TGA-1A-like. The record is from RefSeq and is a predicted model, not a curated record. Gene Ontology annotation, biological process: DNA-templated transcription; regulation of DNA-templated transcription. NCBI's taxonomy places the organism in Eukaryota, Viridiplantae, Streptophyta, Magnoliopsida, Solanales, Solanaceae. The coding region runs from base 749 to 1861 and encodes 370 amino acids. The transcript has 9 exons. Gene Ontology annotation, molecular function: DNA-binding transcription factor activity; sequence-specific DNA binding.